UGAUUUAUUAUUGUUUAGGGACGCCCAAAAGCAAAUCAAAAGGGAAAGGUGUGAAUGAUGCUAGUGAUUUCGUUGAGGGUAGUCCUCGUGUUACAAGAGGUGAAAUAUUGAAGAGGAAAUUGGGUGAGACGUCGGGCAAAGAUGCUGCUGGUAGUUCGGUUGUUCCUGAUGUUGGAGUUGUUUCUCCGGUAGCUCCUGCCAAGAGGAAAAGGAUUGACAAGCGAAAGCUUGCAGUGGGAAACUACACUAAGUUACAAGUGAAGAGCUAUGAUGAUUACCCGUCUCUGUACAUUCGGAGUACGCCAUGCGUUCUAUUGAAAGUUGUUAAGGAGAUGAACGACGUCCAGAAAGAGGCUGUUAAAUCAUUGGGGUUCGGGUCUGUCCUUGAUCUUACAAUCCAGGAGAUGCCGUCAAAGCUAGAUUAUUGGGUGCUAGAUUGCUUCCAUGCCCGAAGGUCGGAGAUCGUGCUUCCAUCUGGGAAGACAAUUGAGGUGACAGAUGAGGAUGCCUAUCGCGUACUCGGAUUUCCUCGUGGUGAUAGAUCGUUGGAACUUCUGGAUAAGAGUGAGACUACAGACUUGUAUGAUGAGUGGGUAAGCUGUUUUCCGGAUAAAAAUCAAAAGACUAUAAAAAUCAGUGAUGUUAAAGACGCGAUGAUAGCUUCUGUGGAUGGGGGGCGAUGGUUCAAGCUUCAUUUUCUAGUGAUGGUUACACAUUGCCUGAUAGAGAGCACCACACAUGGAUCUGUCAUUCCUAGGGUUAUUAAGAGCCUAGAUGAUUUGACAGCUGUGCGUGACUUCAAUUGGUGCGAGUAUGUAGUUGAUUCUUUGGUUGAGAGCAAAGGUAAAUGGGAAAAGGAUACACAAUCCAUGUACACUGGGCCUAUUAUGUUUCUCGCGGUGUUUUACGUGGAUAGGGUUACAUGGGCAAGAGUACGUGUAAGCAGGAGCUUUCCUUUAUUUAAGAAUUGGUGCACAAAGAAACUGAAAGACAGGGAGCUUGAUGAGAUAAACUGUGGUCGUUUUGGUGAUGGUAUUAUUCUCGAUCCAAUUGAAGUUGAGGAUGAGUCCAUUACUGCGAUUAUUGGGAAAAAGCUGAAAAUGUUUGAACGUGUGAGGGAUGAGAUACUUCUGGCCAUUAACUCAGCGGACGAGGAAACUUUAGCUUCGAAUGAGUUCAUCUUGAAGUUUAAAGAAGCAAAGAAUUUGCUACUUCAUGCACCUAUUACACUGACAGCGUUGCCUAUCGACAAGGUUAUUAAUUGCGAGGAUGGCAAUGUAGAAGCUGAUGAUCCUAGCACGGGUGAUACAUCCUUGGAUGCUGAAGUUGCACAUGAGGUUGGACAGAGAGAGACCUCGGAUCCCGACACUCGUACUCCGGAUCAGAACAUUGCAUGGUUUGACGAUGUUUGUAUUGGAGCAACUCAACUGAUGGAAGUGGACCCGAAGAAUGGUGUGAAUGUGGUUGAUACUGAAACCGAAGGGCUGGUAAAUGCAUCGUCAAAGGGUGCCUUGAUUGGUGGAAGCACUGGAUCUGGUGGUCCUAUUCCACAUGUGCAGACACGUGUCACGGACGGAUCUGUGGUUGUUGAAGAACAAAACAUACGAACAGGCGGCGGAUCGAGCAGAGUUCCAUUUUCUGAUGGGAUUGAUGCAGCAUUGGGGACUGAUAACUCAAAUAAUGGUGGUGAUGGUGUGAAUUCGAUUGUUGAGCCUGCCGUGGGGAGUGCUAUCUCUAAGAGUGCCGAAGUUGGUGGGCAAACGAAUUUGGAGGUUGGGUGCGAAGCAGAUGUGGUUCUAGGAGACGCAUUGCAGACUGGUCGUUUAGCGAUGACAAACAUAGCAAAGCGUGGGAAAGAAAAUUUUGUUUUUGAAAAUCCCAAAAAUGUGGUAAAGAGGUUACGUCGUGGUAGAAUUUGA
Molecule: messenger RNA, 1919 nt
Organism: Salvia miltiorrhiza (redroot sage)
Lineage: Eukaryota; Viridiplantae; Streptophyta; Magnoliopsida; Lamiales; Lamiaceae
Exons: 9
Coding region: 333-1919 (528 amino acids)
Source: RefSeq, a predicted model, not a curated record